Messenger RNA from Cantharellus anzutake, 677 nucleotides. RefSeq lists its product as uncharacterized. Bases 229 to 498 code for a protein of 89 amino acids. The record is from RefSeq and is a predicted model, not a curated record. NCBI's taxonomy places the organism in Eukaryota, Fungi, Basidiomycota, Agaricomycetes, Cantharellales, Hydnaceae. The transcript has 6 exons.
GGGGAGCGUGAAAGAGGUGGAGAGAGAGGGGAAGGAAGUGGGAGUGGGGAAUUUCCGAGCUAUGGCACUGUGGACGAAGGAGGGAACAGAGGUUUACAUGCUCAAGGGCUGGGAUUGCCGCCUAAGAUCAGGGUGCCGAGAAAAAUCGCUACAACCAUUAAGGUCGAGGCGAAAGUUUGGUUUGCAAAUGAACGAACAUGGCUCUCGUACCUUAAUUUAUCCAUACUUAUGGGGACGUUGGCGCUCGCUCUAUUCAAUGCCUCGCACGAGGUUGUGGCAAGGAAUUUUGCAUUGUUUUAUGCUCUGGUGAGCAUUGGCAUCUUAAUAUAUGGGUAUGUCCUCUAUCAGCGACGUAUCACAAUGAUUCGUAAAAGAGAUCCAGGAAAUUUCGAUGAAAUUGUUGGACCAAUCAUCAUCUCUGCUCUCAUGUUUUUCGCUAUAUUGUCGAAUUUUAUCAUUCGAGUCCGAGAACUACAACGUUUGGAUGUUCCAGCGUAAUAUUGGCGUGAAUAAUAGGUAUAUGAGGUGGUACCGGUCCGCUUGAACAUGUACAUGCAUGCCACCGACAUGUAGGGUUGAAUAUCAGUGAAUCAGAAUGUAUCGAAGGAACCGAUCCGCAGACAUCCUCUGUGCUGCAAAACACAUGCCGAUCUUAAUGUCUUGGCGUGAUCAUGUGU